Molecule: messenger RNA, 952 nt
Organism: Pseudomassariella vexata
Lineage: Eukaryota; Fungi; Ascomycota; Sordariomycetes; Amphisphaeriales; Pseudomassariaceae
Exons: 2
Coding region: 236-643 (135 amino acids)
Source: RefSeq, a predicted model, not a curated record
GGGAUAAGUACUUAUAUGCAUCCAAAGAAAUUGAUUAAGCCGACGCCGACGCCGACGCGAAAUGCUGGAGUUCGAAUUAAACCAUUCCCACUACAUCUUUAUCGCCAUUAUUUUCUCUCCUUGAACUCCGCACAUUUCCAAAGUUCUUUCUACACUCAACUGGACUUGGACCACGAUCCGAAACUGUAUCUUCAGCUUCGAGCUUUAGACUCACCAGAACCACCCGAUUGACGAUAUGAUACUCGGCUUAGGGAAGUCGCUGUUGACCGUCGACGCCGUCGGCCUCCUAUUCGGCGCCGUCAUGGCCGACAUGAGUGGCAGCCAUAUGUACAACCCCCGCUGGCCCCCACACGCCAAAUUUCACAACGCUCAAACCAUCUCCCUCUCCGUCCUCCUCGGCGUAUCCACCCUUGUCUAUACGUGGCGCCGCCCCUCCUCUCCGCAGCUCAAACGCGAGUUCAUGGCCGUCACCGCGUUUACGGGGUCCAUCUAUUGGCUUGCCGGGCUGGCGGCUAUUCUCUUUCCCGGAACUAUGGGACUUGAUCCCGAGUUCGGUGGCCCCGGGUUCCCACAGGCGCCAAUUUUUGCCGGAUUUGCGGUUUGUGGGAUGCUGGGGAGUUGGGUGGGUUGGGUUUCGGCUUGACAGUCGAAUCAAUGUAUGGGAGGGGACUAGGAGAUGAUGGGGGGGGUGUUGUUGGAUGGAUAUGCUGUGGUGCAUGGCGCUUGAUUAAGGUGUGCUAUUAUUGCCUCAUCUUAUAAAAGCAUAGGUGUUUCAAAUUGGGAAGUGAUAUUGUAAAUCGAAUAUUUCCGGGUGCUUGUUACAGGCGAGACGCAUAUAUGUAUUGGUUUCAACUGUGUUAAAUAGUCUAAAGUACGCCAUCCGGAUUUACUAAGGGUUUCACCCGUACUAUAGUAUUGAAGCCGCUGAUGCAUCAGAGGCCAUGACGUUCCU